AUGACCGUCCCUCUGUCGCCUCGACCCCUGCGUCCUGAUGAGCGUAUUCUUACCAAUGAAGACGGCGGUAUCGACACGCCUGCCCGUGCCCCCUCUCCAGUCCACAACUUCGGUACUCUGGCUGUUCAUGCCGGCUCCCCCCAUGAUCCUUAUACCGGUGCUGUGAUCGAACCUCUUUCACUCUCUACUACAUUUGCCCAGACUGCCGUCGGCAAGCCCGUCGGUCUGUACGAGUACAGCCGCAGCUCCAACCCCAACAGAGACAAUUUUGAAGAGGCCGUGGCUGCCCUAGAACAUGCGAGAUACGCCCUUGCCUUUGCAUCGGGCUCUGCGACCACUGCGACAAUCCUUCAAUCUCUAGCUGCUGGAUCCCACGUCAUUUCUGUAUCCGACGUCUAUGGCGGGACACAUCGUUAUUUCACAAAGGUGGCCCUUGCCCACGGCGUUGAAGUCACCUUUUCCCCGUCGAUCGAGCUGGACAUCGAAGAAUUGAUAAGAGAGCAAACAAAACUAAUCUGGAUCGAGAGUCCUUCUAACCCAACCUUGAGCUUGGUGGACAUCAGACAAGUCGCCACCACGGCUCACAAGCACGGCAUUCUCGUCGUCGUAGACAAUACUUUCUUGUCUCCAUAUGUUCAGAACCCCCUUGACCAUGGCGCCGAUAUCGUUAUCCACUCGGUCACAAAAUACAUCAAUGGUCAUUCGGACGUGGUAAUGGGCGUUGCAGCAUUCAACUCGGAUGAGCUCAAAGAACGCUUGACUUUUCUUCAAAACGCCAUUGGCGCAGUCCCUUCUCCUUUCGACUGCUGGCUGGCACACAGAGGUCUAAAGACUUUGCACCUUCGUGCUCGUGAAGCCAGUGUAAAUGCCAUGACGGUUGCCUCGGCUCUAGAAGCUUCGCCUAACGUCCUUGCUGUGAACUACCCCGGUCUUGCGUCUCACAAGCAAAGAGCUAUUGCUAUCAAACAACACCGAAAUGGCAUGGGAGGUGGUAUGCUUAGUUUCAGAAUCAAGGGUGGCCAUGCUGCUGCUGAACGUUUCUGUCAGUCUACUAAAAUCUUCACCCUUGCCGAGAGUUUGGGAGGUGUCGAGAGUCUGUGUGAAGUCCCAAGUGCAAUGACCCACGCCGGAAUUCCUCAGCAACAGCGAGAGGCCAUUGGUGUCUUCGACGAUCUGAUCAGGCUUAGCUGUGGUGUGGAGGAUGCUGCCGAUUUGAGGAAGGAUGUUCUCCAAGCUGUCGAGAAAGCUGUCGUUGGUCCAAAGAUCAAUAACGCUCUCAAUGGUGCUCCUAGCGGUCAUCGUUCCAAUGGUGCAACUGUAUCCAGGCGAUGA
Exophiala aquamarina CBS 119918 is the source of this 1332-nucleotide messenger RNA. Its product is annotated as cystathionine gamma-lyase. Lineage: Eukaryota; Fungi; Ascomycota; Eurotiomycetes; Chaetothyriales; Herpotrichiellaceae. Gene Ontology annotation, cellular component: cytoplasm. Gene Ontology annotation, molecular function: pyridoxal phosphate binding; cystathionine gamma-lyase activity. Bases 1 to 1332 code for a protein of 443 amino acids. The transcript has a single exon. Gene Ontology annotation, biological process: transsulfuration. The record is from RefSeq and is a predicted model, not a curated record.